GAAGUAACGUACCAAGUCCUACCCACCCAACACAAUCAAACGUUAACGUUGCUCCGGUAGCAGAGAUAACAACCUUAAAAAUCCACAUUAUUCCCUCGAACUUAUUCUUGUUUGAAGCUUAUCCAGCAACCAGAACACGAGCCAGAGCUGCUCAAGAAACUCCCUAUGACUGA
Messenger RNA from Funneliformis geosporum, 173 nucleotides. The record is from the annotation of a GenBank genome assembly. Lineage: Eukaryota; Fungi; Glomeromycota; Glomeromycetes; Glomerales; Glomeraceae.